UGAUUGAGUAUUCCUUCAGGCCUCCAACACGUAAUUGGACACGGUGUUAGACGUCGCCAGAAAUCAAACCGAGGGAUCGUCUAUCAUUAUUACUUGGAAAAGGUCUUUCUCGCAUUCAUCGCCUUCUUUCAACCUUGAUAGACGCGAGUCUAAACGCUGUAAAGAUAGAAAUUCGAAGCAAACGAUACUCCGUAAUUCACUACGUCGAUACACCUUAUAAAGACAACCUCGGCAGUUGGUCAAAUAAAUUUCUUAAAUAGGAAGCACGCCUCUUGGCGCGUUGGAACGGACCUAUUGGGGGCCUUGAAGCGCCAUAUAACAGUGUCAGCGUUAUUCCGAGGGUGUGAUGGAGUGCUGGCGGAUUUAAUAUGCGACCAAUUCCAAUAGAGACGAGUUAGGCAGUGAUUCGCCCAACGAGAAGCUAAGCCCUUCUAAGUUGUCGCAUUGCUGCAAUGAUCAAGCGCCCUACAUACGAGGCAGUGCAAGUAAAAUGCCCCAGAACAGAAAGACUGACGUACCUGGCAGCUAUCCCACUUUACUGUCAGAGGAGACAGCCCUAUAUAAUAACUAUUGUUGCCUUUCUUGGCGACAUAUACCUUCUGACAUAGAAACUUCUAUGUUACUUUCAGCCUAACCAUGUCUAAAUCCUCCCAAUUUCAACGCUAUCCGCCCGAUAUGGGCGCUUACGAUCAAAGACCGCCGCAAUACUCGGGGCCACCUCAGUAUCAACAGCCAUAUGGCCAAGAGGAACAAUGGAGAAACGGAGGUCAAGGUGGUUAUAGUAACUAUAACCAACAGCCGUAUCAACAGCCAAAUCAACAGCCAUAUCAACAGCCCUAUCAACAACAAUACCAGCGCCCAAAUGCGCCGCCCAUGACGGCGCCGAGGGCGGGGCCCGGGCCCGGGAUGGGAUCGGCGAUGCAGUUGGCGAACGGAGGGGGGUCUCCUAUGCCGCCAGGACCGCUGAUGUAUCCCGUUAUCAUACCGCAACGGCGACCAAAGGCCCGUGAUCGUGGUUUCGUCAAAGCCUAUGCACCUGAUCUGAUGCGAGCUGGCAUCGACCAGGCUACAUUCAUGGCUUUUCUUGAUGGCUUCGGUAAAGCGUUGACGCAAUCUCCAUUGCUAGGCGCCAUCAACUUAGCUGGUGGGGUGGCCGGCAUGAUCCCAACGGCCAUAGCACCUCCCAUCGGAAUAGCAGUGCAACUGACGGCUGGUGUCUACCAGGAGGUCAUGAAUCGUAAGAAUCAAAAUGCCUACCUCACGAAGAUGAAUGACGAGCUCUUCCGACCGCGCGGGCUGUACUGCCUUAUCAUGGCUUACGCCCCGAACUCGGACAAGACUCUGCAGCAGAACAUCAACACCAAAGGCAACGAUGGGAAAUUCCGAAACCACGACGGUGUCAUGGGAUCGGUUGAUUUCCCAAUUUCGGCUGAACUAAUCUAUCCCGAAGAUGAGGAGGAUUCGUCCGACGAAGAUGAUGAUGACGACAGUCAAGGCAGCCAUAGCCAAGGAGGCCAAGGCCAGGGCGGCCAGCAACAGCAACAAGGAGGAAUGAUGGCUUCUCUCGGAAAGGCAUUCGAAGGGUUCAAAGACCGCAGGGACAUGAAGGCGCAGAGGAAAUACAUGAGGAAGAAUCCCAUGGGUGCUCUUAACGGCCUGCUGGACCCAAAGGUCGAACUCACAGCCAAGGACCGCGAAAAGCAAGCGAAGAGGAUGGCGAAGGACGAGCGCAAGCAAGCGAAGCAAGAACGGAAGUUCGAGAAGAAGGCCCGCAAGCAUCCCGAGAGGGAACAGGGACCGCGCAAGCGGAAGAUAAAAGAGUCUAUUUUGUACUUGAUGAUCAUCAACAUGCCAAAGUCCGGGGAUAUGGAGAACGCGGCGAAGAUGAUGGCGGGGCAGAAUGCAGGACCCGUGCAGAGAAGAUACUGAGCUUACAGCUAUCUCGUAGUCGCUGGUGUUAUUUCGUAUGGACAUAGGCAUUUCGGGCAAGGAUGAUUAGAAGGAUUUACUUAGCAAUUCACUAUAUACCAUAGUUUACCAAUGUCGAGCGUUGUUUACAUUGUUAUCUUAAUUCAUACAAUAGCAAUUAGUACUAUUCACU
Annulohypoxylon truncatum is the source of this 2101-nucleotide messenger RNA. RefSeq lists its product as uncharacterized. The record is from RefSeq and is a predicted model, not a curated record. Bases 637 to 1929 code for a protein of 430 amino acids. The transcript has 5 exons. Lineage: Eukaryota; Fungi; Ascomycota; Sordariomycetes; Xylariales; Hypoxylaceae.